CUCCCCGUCCGCCUGAAGUCCAGCGGCUGUAGCUGCGGCGCCCCGGCCCCGUCUCUCGGCGCAGCCCGGCGGCCCCGGGCAUGGAGAACGCGCACAGCUCGUCGGCAGCCGCGGUGCUGCAGCGCUUCGGGGUGCAGGAGAGCUGCGGGCUGAGCCCCGAGCAGGUCCGCCGGAGCCGGGACAAGUACGGACCCAACGAACUCCCUGCUGAAGAAGGAAAGUCACUCUGGGAACUGGUGCUGGAGCAGUUUGAAGAUCUCCUUGUGCGCAUUCUUCUCUUGGCUGCUGUUGUGUCAUUUAUCCUGGCCUGGUUUGAAGAAGGUGAAGAGAUCACUACUGCAUUUGUAGAGCCAGUUGUCAUCAUGCUGAUUCUCCUAGCCAAUGCUGUUGUGGGGGUGUGGCAGGAGAGAAAUGCGGAGAGUGCUAUCGAAGCCUUAAAGGAAUACGAGCCAGAAAUGGGAAAAGUGAUCCGUGCCGACAGGAAUGGAGUCCAGAGGAUCCGGGCUCGAGAUAUUGUUCCUGGGGAUAUUGUGGAAGUGGCAGUUGGUGACAAGGUGCCAGCCGAUAUCCGGAUCAUCGAGAUCAGAUCCACGACGUUACGGGUUGAUCAGUCGAUUCUCACAGGUGAAUCUGUGUCUGUGAUUAAACACACUGACCCGAUCCCUGACCCCAGGGCUGUCAAUCAGGACAAGAAGAACAUGCUUUUCUCUGGUACCAAUAUUGCAGCUGGUAAGGCUGUUGGCGUCGUCAUUGCUACCGGGGUAUACACAGAAAUUGGGAAGAUCAGGAAUCAGAUGGUUGCAACUGAGCCAGAGAAGACCCCAUUGCAACAAAAGCUGGAUGAGUUCAGCCAGCAACUCUCCAAGGUCAUUUCUGUGGUCUGCAUAGCUGUCUGGGUCAUCAAUAUCAGCCACUUCAGUGACCCGGUCCACGGCGGCUCUUGGUUUCGUGGGGCUAUCUACUAUUUCAAGAUUGCGGUGGCCUUGGCAGUCGCUGCCAUCCCUGAGGGUCUCCCUGCUGUCAUCACCACUUGUCUGGCGCUGGGCACGCGCCGUAUGGCCAAGAAGAAUGCUAUUGUGAGGAGCCUUCCUUCAGUGGAAACGCUGGGCUGCACCUCCGUCAUCUGCUCUGACAAGACUGGUACCCUCACCACUAACCAGAUGUCUGUCUGCAGGAUGUUUAUUAUUGAGAAGAUUGAGGGGAUCCACUGCAGCCUGCAUGAGUUCAGUAUCACAGGAUCCACCUAUACCCCGGAGGGAGAGAUCCUGAAGGAUGACAAGCCCGUUCAGUGUGGACAGUAUGAUGGCCUGGUGGAACUAGCCACUAUCUGUGCUCUCUGCAAUGACUCCUCUCUGGAUUAUAACGAGUCAAAAAAAGCCUAUGAGAAGGUGGGAGAAGCAACUGAAACAGCCCUGACCUGCCUGGUAGAAAAGAUGAACGUCUUCAGCACUGAUACAAGCAACCUCUCGAAGGUGGAGAGAGCCAAUGCCUGCAACUCUGUAAUCAAGCAGCUGAUGAAGAAAGAAUGCACCCUGGAGUUCUCCCGUGACCGCAAGUCAAUGUCUGUCUACUGCACUCCUGUCGGUUCCAGCCACAACUCUGUUGGCAGCAAGAUGUUUGUCAAGGGCGCCCCCGAAAGUGUGAUCGAACGCUGCAACUACGUCCGUAUUGGCACUAACCGGAUCCCCCUCACGCUCUCCACUAAGGAGAAGAUCUUGUCCAAGAUCCGGGAAUGGGGGACUGGCAUUGACACCCUGCGCUGCCUCGCUCUGGCCACCCGGGACACCCCCUGCAAGAAAGAGGACAUGCAGCUGGAAGACUCGACCAAGUUCAUUAACUAUGAGACUAACCUAACCUUUGUGGGCUGCGUGGGGAUGCUGGACCCUCCCCGGAAGGAGGUGAUGUCGUCCAUUAAGAUGUGCAAGAAAGCCGGCAUCCGGGUCAUCAUGAUCACUGGGGACAACAAAGGCACAGCCGUGGCCAUCUGCCGGAGGAUUGGGAUCUUCUCAGAGAAGGAGGAUGUGACGGACAAGGCCUACACUGGCAGGGAGUUUGAUGAUCUCCCCCCGGAGACACAGCGGGAGGCCUGCCGUUCAGCCCGUUGCUUCGCCCGAGUCGAACCUGCUCACAAGUCCAAGAUAGUCGAAUACCUACAGUCUUUCCAUGAGAUUACAGCUAUGACGGGAGAUGGAGUGAAUGAUGCCCCUGCCCUGAAAAAGGCUGAGAUUGGCAUUGCCAUGGGCUCUGGCACAGCCGUAGCAAAAUCGGCAGCUGAGAUGGUGCUGUCUGAUGACAACUUCUCCACCAUCGUGUCUGCCGUUGAGGAGGGCAGAGCCAUCUACAACAACAUGAAGCAGUUCAUCCGCUACCUCAUCUCUUCUAACGUUGGAGAGGUCGUCUGUAUUUUCCUGACUGCAAUCCUGGGCUUGCCUGAAGCUCUGAUCCCAGUCCAGCUGCUCUGGGUGAACCUAGUGACAGACGGGCUACCUGCCACUGCUCUUGGAUUCAACCCCCCUGACCUAGACAUCAUGGACAAACUUCCCCGCAACCCAAGAGAGCCCCUCAUCAGUGGCUGGCUUUUCUUCCGCUACCUUGCCAUUGGAGUGUACGUUGGAUUGGCAACGGUGGGGGCAGCUACCUGGUGGUUCUUGUAUGAUGCUGAAGGGCCGCAAGUUACCUUCUACCAGUUGAGGAACUUCAUGAGAUGCACAGAGGACAACCCCAUCUUUGAAGGCAUUAACUGUGAAAUCUUCGAGUCUCGUUACCCAACCACUAUGGCUCUGUCGGUGCUAGUGACGAUUGAGAUGUGCAAUGCUCUCAACAGUGUGUCUGAAAACCAGUCACUGCUGAGAAUGCCACCAUGGCUCAACAUCUGGCUUCUGGGGACAAUUGUCAUGUCCAUGGCGCUGCACUUCGUGAUUCUCCACGUGAAGCCUAUGCCUCUGAUCUUCCAGGUGACCCCCCUGAGCUGGCCACAGUGGGUGGUCGUGUUGAAAAUUUCCCUGCCUGUUAUCCUGCUCGAUGAAGGACUCAAGUACCUUUCCCGCAACCACCUAGAGGGAAUUCUCAGGACAGUCAGACACACGUGGACUGGGGAGCACCAGCUGAAAACCUGCAGGAGUCCAGAUCAAACAGGGAGAAGAGGGCAAGAAAUGAAUGACAUAAAGGAAACUCACUUUCUAAAUAAAGAAACCCUAAGCUGUAACUCGGACUGAAGUCUUGCAUGUUUGACCAUCACUAGAAGCCAGCAGGACAUGCAUGUGUCCGACUAUCAGACUAAUGCGGGUGAAUCGUUGAAAAGAAAAAUACUGAUUUUGUUUUAGUUUCGUAGCUUUUUUUCCCUGUACGUAAUGGUGCAAUUACUGGACAGCUAAAUUAUAGUUUGGGGAUGAAACUAUAUGUAACUGAGUCAUUGUAACACAGCUCCUUGGGGGUCCGCUCCUGAAAAGUUUGAGACCCCUUAAAAAUAGCCCCAAUGUGUGAGCUCAGUAAGGCAUCUUUUGUUUUGUAAAAAUGUGGUAGGUGGGAGGUCGUGCUUUUACAGUGGUGCACAGUAUCUGUGCAUGAGCAAUGAUGACAGAGGUGCAUUCCAGAGCUGUGAUGUGGCAAAACAGACAGCAUCUCAGUACCAAGGAAAAGCUUAUCUGUGUGAAUGGGCAGGGGAGGUAAGCAAAGAAAGGUGCAUGGGAUGCAACAGGUGUGUUCCAAUUGACUUCCAAUUUAGUAGGGUGAUAUCCAUUAAAGUAUAAUACCUAGGUGGCAAUGCUAGUGCUCUGGAAGCCACAUUGCCUAGAUGUCCAGCUUUGGUGGUUUCAAUGUACCUGUAUCCUGGUAUAAUUACCAGUGUUGUAGAUCUUGUGGACAUGUAUUUACUUGCAAAGAUUUUUGUGGUGGAAGUUGAAACUUCCUCUAUUUAUCAUAUUAUUCUCUAUUCUAUUUUCCUCUUGUGAAAAUCUUGCACCUUCUCAGGCUCAUCUGACACCAAAGCAUGACCCAGUCCUCUUGUCCUUUCUCUUCUGUAUAACACCUUGUUAGCUCCCUUCCUGUGCUAAGCAUCUCCACCUAGACAGCUUAAAACAAAACACGGAAAUGGAGAACUCUGGAUCCCACCUCAUCUAGUGCUCAUUCCUGAUCAAAUUUUCUGACUAGGUAAAUCUAGAUUACCUAGUUUUUAAAAUAUGACUACAUAGAAGGUAGAAUAAAAGACUUAAGAGGGAGUUGUCCAUUAGUUAAUGUCAGUUUUGGGAGACAAUCUGUGCUCCCAAUAUGAUGUUGAAAAAGGGAGAGGUGAUCACAUGGGAGCAAAGGUUGUCUCCCAGAAACUGACAUUAAGACUUAUUCUACCACCUAUAUAAUCUUAUUUUUGAAACUCACAUAGAACAUUUGACCAGGAAUGGGCACUAGAUGUGGUAGGAUCCAAAGUUCUUGAUGAAGGGAAAAAGAUGCCUACAGUUUUCCUUCCUUCUAAACUUCACUCGGGUGCAUGCCGGAGCACCGGGGUCAGUUAUUGCUUUGCUUUGCUAUUAUUUUGCUCCAUUCCUAUCUGGAUCAGUUUCUAUUUAAUUUUUUAAGUCUCUUAAAACCCCCAGUGCUUUUUGUCUCUCUUCCGUCCAGGCCAGCUGGCUGAACUUUGACAAGCUGGCUACCGUAGGUACAGUACGUGCCAAACACCAUCCUUUCCUUUUUCUCCAUCACCAGCAUUGAAAAAGAUGGGUCGCGCCCCCAGACCAAUGGGAAUGUACAGACUUGUUAUACUACUGAUCUGAUUUAAUUGUACAGAAAACCUUGCAUGAAAUGUUGUUACUGUAUUUAAUAUAGAAUGUACUCAAGGAAUUUUAAUAUGGAGCUUUUAAAAAACAAACAAACAUCUUUAUAAAUACUGUGUGAUUACAGGAAAAUUGUUCACCGAAAAA
This is a messenger RNA of Mauremys mutica (yellowpond turtle), 4913 nucleotides long. RefSeq names its product ATPase sarcoplasmic/endoplasmic reticulum Ca2+ transporting 3 (gene ATP2A3). Gene Ontology annotation, biological process: intracellular calcium ion homeostasis; calcium ion transmembrane transport. The transcript is spliced from 22 exons. Gene Ontology annotation, molecular function: ATP binding; P-type calcium transporter activity; ATP hydrolysis activity. Lineage: Eukaryota; Metazoa; Chordata; Testudines; Geoemydidae. The record is from RefSeq and is a predicted model, not a curated record. The coding region runs from base 81 to 3215 and encodes 1044 amino acids. Gene Ontology annotation, cellular component: membrane.